AUAGAAUCUUCCUCUGGACGUGGAUACCGAACUUCGAAGUCAUAGCAUGAAUUCAGUGCCGUCUACUUCCGAGUCCUGGGAUUUUCCGAUCGGCCCUUACCAGUAAAUCCCACCAGACGCGCUGUGGAUCGAGUUACAGUCCGACAUCUAAUACGUCCUACAGGCCUUUAUGGGGGGCACAAGUCCCAUUGGUCGAUCCCGUGGUAAUGCUGUUCAUCUGCAUACCGGCACUGGCGGAAUCGUCCCUUUGCAGAAUGUGACAAUCCUUGUAUUUGCUCUCAUUUUUUCCCUGCUUUUUAUUAUCGCUUUGUCGUGUUCGUUCCUCGGUGCCGAUGAAGAAGAUGAUCCCCCUUUCAAGAGCAUGCUGAAUGACAUCGCAACGAAUGAUCCAGGCGUUGUCCUGUUGGGUGAAAAUGUCGACGUUGACAUUGACGAGCCCUCCGUCACCGUGUCGUGGUCCCUCGUUGCAUGUGGAGACAGCUUUGAACUCGACGGAAGCUCUGGUAUCCAUGAGAGUCAAUGUGGACUGCCCUCGAUGGCUCUCUGGAUUUAUGCCGAUAAUUCUCCUGAACCUGCAGCUAUAUAUGAUCCUGCCACAAUUCCGUUCGUUCGUAAAACGGGUAAGCGGCACAGAAUCGAGAACCUCGUUCGAUUCGACUGCGAUUAUACCCUUGAUGUCCACAAGGCUCGCUUGUACCCAUUUGAUACCUAUCUUCUCGCCAGCACUCUGCGGGCCGUCAAUGCUUCAAACACGACGGUUCCCAUUCGGAAACUCUCCACAAUCGAACAAGUAACCAGUUUUCUCGUCGCAAUCAGUGACUUCCUACUCGCGACUUUCGAUUUAUAUGUGACGAGGCCUGGACAAUUACGGUUCUAUACUUUGUUACUUUUUGGCAUCAACUGGAUGCUGUCUCACAUCACCGUUGGACAUGUUAUAUUGGCACGCAGACUAGUCGAUAUCAGGUCCAUGACCAAGCAUCUGGUGUCUGCCUUUGCUAUCCUUCUCGUCAUCCCGCAGCUGAGGAAUUCGAUGCCAGAUUCUCCGGAUUUGGAUGACGACUACAUUGGUUUCAUCCCGCAGAUGAUCAUUUCCGCUUCAUGUGUCCUCACCAUAUUACUCCUCAUAAUGCUGCGCGAGUACGAUGAAAUGGAGGGCAAACAGACUCCCCGCCAGAUCACGCGGCGGCCAUCGCUGACUCCGCCCCCACGACCGCCACCGCCGCGCACUCCCAAGGUACCCUUCCUCCUCGGAGCCACAGUGCGCACCCGGUCGGUCGCCAUGGAACGUGGGGAGGCAACCUGCUUGAAAGACGAGCUCAACACAAGUUUCGUUUUUCCUCCAAUAUCACAUGCAAAUGGUAUCAUUCACCACCGCUCUCGUUCUUCGCGAUCCCGCUUAGGCACAACGGGGCUAGGAGGACCGUUCGAAAGUGUUUCGGGGUCCAACUCGUCUAGGUCACCUACACUUAAGUCUCUCAAGGAGUGACGACUAAACCUAUCCCUUGCUUUCGAUUGGACUAUCCUGGCAGUGUACUUGAGGCAAUUGGGAUAUGUAACCAUAUGUAGUACGAAUGUAGGAGUAAGGGCGUUACACAUUGACACAGUCGCAGCCUUCUAUUCGGACCAUUUCGUUAGAUGUUGCGUUAAUACUUAUAAAUCAUAUUCUCAGUGUCACCGGCGUUCUGUGUUACGUUCUUGAAACGUGCUUUGUGGAGCCCCGAUGCCUGUGCAACAUCAUGCAAUAAAAUGUUUUUGCAA
Messenger RNA from Suillus subalutaceus, 1758 nucleotides. RefSeq lists its product as uncharacterized. NCBI's taxonomy places the organism in Eukaryota, Fungi, Basidiomycota, Agaricomycetes, Boletales, Suillaceae. The coding region runs from base 170 to 1486 and encodes 438 amino acids. The record is from RefSeq and is a predicted model, not a curated record. The transcript is spliced from 8 exons.